Messenger RNA from Xenopus laevis (African clawed frog), 1645 nucleotides. RefSeq lists its product as uncharacterized. Bases 109 to 1209 code for a protein of 366 amino acids. The record is from RefSeq and is a predicted model, not a curated record. Lineage: Eukaryota; Metazoa; Chordata; Amphibia; Anura; Pipidae. The transcript has 4 exons.
CUCUGUCUCUAUUUUAGUGUCACUGCGUGUCUGCUGGAUACCUUAAGCAGAUGAUGGUCCUAAGCUCAUCAAGGUGCCAUUUUUAAGGAGCCCAAGCAGACUGCAGAUAUGUUUUCCAAAGUUAACACUACACACUGCAUUUUGGAAGGGCCAUUGCUUGGCCAUUGUGGUGUGUCAACCACAGCCAUAAAUGCCAUACGUUUCAUUGCUGUCAGAUGCGCAGAUGAAAGAAACAUCCACUGUGUCUUUGAGAUGGAUACUCCGAGUAGGGGUCAAGGUGUAGGACAUGUACGGUUAGCUCAGACAAUUGAUGAAAAGGUUAACUUGAGAACCACAAAUCCCAUACAGGGGGAACAGCUACUGCUGUGGUAUAAUGGACAGAAAUCUAGGAUGGUGGAUCUUCAAGGGCUCGGAUCAACAUCUGUCUCCCAUGGAAAGGACUGCCUGUCAACAAAAUGCAUGUUACGAAGUACCAACUUCCACUGCUUAGCUUGUGAUAUGGAGAGAGAGAAAGUAGAACAAGCAGGAGAAGGCUUCAAGACUGCAGGAAAAAGUAAUUCUUGCCUGGAUGGACCACAUAGAAGACAGGAAGACUUGACAAGUGAUGUAGCUGACUGCAAAACAACAGUGAGAAAGUUAGAGCAACCUGAAUUGUCAGGGAAGGAUAAGAGUGCAUUUACAGAGAUAUAUAAACAACAAAACACUUUAGCUAUAGGUAAGGACAGUAACUCAGGGAUUAGUGCUUUCUCACCUGUACCUGCCAGAUAUGGAUAUAAAAUAAAGUCACUUACUAGCCCAUGUGAAAUCCCUGAAAGGGAACAUAUGAAUUUAUAUAAUAUUGGGGAUAAUUUAGUCGUAGGAACCCACUGCCAUAAUAGAUUCUGCACUCACUGCAAUUUCUCAUUCUCCAAAUGUCCAGUGAAUGCCUCCACUACAGAAACACAGCCUAAAUCCAGGGAAGCUACACAGUUGCUUCCACCUACCUUUACUCCCUUAGGGGCUACAGCACAGAACUUGUGUGCAAAGUGCAAGCUAUCUUUUAGAAUGACCUCUGACCUUGUACUCCACAUGCGGUCACGCCACAAGAAGGGAAUAACAGGUGAACCGCAACACAAGAGAAGGAGAGAGUUGCCGAUUUCCUGUCCUGUCUGUUAUGCUUAUUUUAAAGAACGUCACCACCUUUCUCGUCAUAUGACUUCUCACUGCUGAGCUAAUCACAUUUGUUUAUAGGAUCCUGUUAAGGUUAUUUUAACGAAUGGCAUAAGAAUACUUCCAUUUAAAUGGGACCCUCUAGUGCAACUAAAAAAUAGGGACCUCUCUAAUGCAAUUGUAUCUAUUUGCUCAUCUGAGCACUUUUACAAUUUACAUGAAUAAUUAUUUUCAAUUAGUUAGAAGUCAAACACCUUUAGUAUAAUGAAUAUGUAUCAUAAGCAACAUCUGCUGUUCUGCCCAAGGGUAGGCUGGACAGUACUUCAGAAGUUUAUGUUACUGAUGCAUAAAGCACCUCCUGAUUCUUCUCUGCCAAGUUCUAUUGCUCAGUGUUGUUCUAUUGCUCAGUGUCCCAGGAGUGUUGAAACUGGGUAGACCAUAUUGAUCUUCCUUUAAAACACUGUUUUAUAUAAAUAAAUCCUUUUUGUGAAAAAUA